GCUUAAGUGGAAGUAGAUAAAGUAAUGUAUCGAAGAAAUAUGCACUACGGCUGACAUAAGCCAAGCGCAAGUUCAAUUGGAGCUGCGCGGUUCCUUCACUUUUUUUUCUUCUCCGCGCAGUGUGAAUAACACGCCCUGCUUGUCUUGUCUUUUCUUUUGUUCUUCUCUUUGGGCUAUUGGAGCUCUUCUAGCUGUCUUAUAGCGUUGUAAAUAAUCGUCUUCUGCGUGUAUCGCGAAUUUUACCUCUUCUCUCUUGGUCUGCCCGUCAGGGACCGCGGCGCGCAUACUCCAACCAGUUAUCCCUACGCCUUCGACUGAACGUCCUAAAUGAACAAUGCUUAUUUAACCCUCUCGUCUUACCGUUUAUGAUCGACCGGAUUUGAAUUCCACGUCCUUUUCGUUCAAUCCAUCAUCGUCGCCUUCGUUAUGGUCUUUCUACGCCUCACGGUCAAAAUCUACCCCCCCGAGCAGAUCCAGGCCAGCUCAUCUUUCUCCUUGCGCUCUAUCCUCAGCAGUGAUGAUGCCGCUCGUAACUCGUCCGGAGUGCCGGCUGGGAAGCCAGCGAGCUUCUUGCUCGUGUUGGAUAACCCGGAGGACGUGACGUUGGGUGGAUUGGCGAAGAUGAUUCAAGAAAAGUGGACAAAGUUACGCCCUAACGUGGAACCCCUGCAGAUCAAGAAGAUGCUCGACGACGACCAUGACACCGACGAUCUCGAUGUUGAUAUGACCGCCGCGGAUGUUUUUGUGGAUAGAGGCUUGGCUCAGAUCGAUGCUCGGGAUCAGCGUGGUACUCUCCGUGUGAUUCAGAAACCUACACCUUACUCGCCCGCGAGAUUUCCCUCUGUGACUUUGGACUGGGACGCGGCGGCGGAGGACUACGAGCGCAGGAUACUGGACAAGAGAGAAGCAGCUGCGACUUCUGUACACAAGUUUCCUACGAUUAUUGAGGAGGACUCCCAGGCUGGAUCUGUGUCUGGCAGUCAGGAUGAUGAUCACCAACGCACGCCCACGCCAACAGGCAACAUUACUCCCACUCACCAAACCGAUGACUUCGAACGGCGCCGGGAUAUGCCUGUCUUGUCGGUUGAAAAAGAGCAUGAGAUUCCCGGGUCGCCUGCACGCUGGGACGAGCAACCACACGUGCAGGAGCAGGACUCGCAAGACAACAACGAGAAAACAAUCGAGGCAACACCACAACAUAGACGGUUUGAGAGCCAGGAAUUGGGUGGCUCACCAACCCCGACGCGUCCCUCUGCGCUGUUGUCCAAAAAAACGGCUGCCAUGUCGCAACCACGCGCUCCUAUGGCGGCACCGCUUCGUCACAAGACACGGUCUCUAACCCGGCGCCGUAUCUCCCAGUUAAUGAAACCUGUUGAGGAUGACGAAAACCAAGGCGAAACCAACGAACAAGACAAUGAAAGACGGGAAGAAGAAGGUGGAGAGGACGGCCAUUUCGAUUAUGAUGGUGACGUUGCAAUGGACGACGGUAGAAUUGCUCCGGAUACUUUUACUUCUGCCAGGGAGGUAGUGCCCGAGCAAGACCUCCCAAAUGACAACGCUCCCGAAUCGCGUGUAACCCGCCUUGGUAAGAGAAAGAAGAGCCAGGAAGAUUUGCAGUCAAACAAGGAGCCUCGACUCAACAGGGCCAGUACCCCAACCCAAGAGACCCUCGAACCUCGCGGUAGCAGUCCUUCUGCCAUGCGGACGAGCGAACAAGCAUCUUCAUUUUCCGGACCUAGGCGUCGUCCAAGCAUCGCGGAACAACACUCGCCUCCAAGACGGGGUCUUGGGCUCGGAAUCACGAAGAGUCCCCCGCGGAAACAGCCGACCAAGCAUGACUCAAAGAGUUUGAACAAUGCCUCCAAGCUCGCCUUCGUCGAUUCGGCCAAGAAAAGGGAGCAGCCGUCGAGCCAGGCAUCCAUUACUGCCGCGCCUGUGUCGUUCAGUAGUGCUCGCAAGUCGCUAACGCAGAACGAUUCAACACCUGCCAAACCGCAGACCCCCGCAGACAAAGUUAAGUCGGCUUUGCGCAAAGAGGCAUCAGCAGACAAGCGUCGCUCCGUAUCGUUUUCUGAGAAGAACAGUGUGUUUCCGGUUACUGAUGAUUCUCAGUCAAGACCGCCUUCAGGUCCUGGAACUAAAGACCCAGAGAAGGCCAAGGAAAAGAGGGCAAAAUCACCCAAGGACAAGGCAUGGGACAAACCAUCGACUUCAAGCGUAACAGUAUACCCUGGAGGUGUCACUGCGGAGAAGCUUCAGCAAAUAUUCGAGGAACAACAGCGAGAAGCCGAAAAGAAAAAGCAGGAGCAAGAGGAGAUGAACCGGGAGAUGAGAGAAGCAGAAGAGCGUAAUGCAAGCUCCGAGUAUCUGGAGCUGCUGGCGGACAUCCAAAGAACUCGGGCGUUUAUCUCGGAAAACAAGGACAGUGGCCGGCAAAAGACCCAAAAGCAGGUUACCAGCUAUCGUGCCAAGUUGGAUGCACAGUUAUUGGAGCUAGAGUACUUAAAAACCAACCCGAACAGUCACUCGAAGACUCCGGAGAAAAAGAAAAAGAAGAAGCGUGCCUCGCAAGCUGCUGCUGAGGAGAAAGGCGAAGAGACCAAUACCCCGUCGUCAACCUCCAAGGAGUCUGGUUCUGCGGAAAAGACGAAGGCAGCUCGUCGCGAAAGCUCGUCGAAACGAUCUACGAAAUCGCCCCACAAACAAACCGAAAGUGAAGAAGUUGUCCCUAUUGACAUGAAGACAAAUGGUGAUUCUGCGCAGACCACCGAUGAAGUUGAAGCUAGCCAGGAAUCUGAAACGGCUCAUGUCGAGACCCCUUUGCAGCCGAAGCGCAAGACAACUUCUGCUAGUAAGGCUCAAAAUACAGAGCCGAUUACUGCGUCGCCUAGGAGGACUAGUCGCUCUCACCGCUCGUUGCGCGCGGUUGAUGGGGCUGAUGCAAUGGAUAUAGACCAACCGUCGCAGCCACAGCGUGAACCUGGGAUUCAGCAAGAAAAAGAGCAGCAGUUGGAGUCGGAGCAGCAGGUGAACGGACAAUAUAUGGAGAUGGAACAAGGGGCGGGACCAGAGCAGGAAGGGAAGCGGGAACAGGAACAGCCGCAGGAGCCUGAGCCUGUACUGGAACCUCAGCCCCAGGAUCGGGAAGAAGAAAAUGGCUACGAAGAUGGUGAGGAGCAGGAGCAGGGCCAAGAACAGGAGCAGGGCCAAGAGCAGGAGCAGGGCCAAGAGCAGGAGCAGACGGAAGCCCGAGAGCCUGAACGCGAGUUCGGACCCGAAUCCGAACCCGAGCCUGGGCCUGAGCCUGAGCAGCACGAACCCGAAAUAGAACCCGAGUCUGAACAGGAGCCAGCACAAGAGCGAGAGCGCGAGCAAGAACAGCAAGCCGAGCCCGAGCCUGAGCCUGAGGCAGUGCAGGAAGCGGAACUUAAAUUAAAGCAGCAACCACAAGGGGCGGAGGAACUCGAAGAGCAGCCCCAAGAGCAGCCUGUUGAACAGCUCGAGGAACAACCCCAAGAGCCAGAGAUGGUGCCAGAAACCUCUCAGCCCCAACCUCAGGAGCCACAGGAACCAUGGCAAGCAGAACCUGGGCAGCCCGAGCAACAAUCACCACAAAAGCCACAAUCUCAGCAGUCUCGACUUUUGUCCCAGGAACAAUCGCAGAGCUUUCCCAUGUCUGAUGAUGUGAACUUGCCUGAAAUGGAGACGAUUCGUACUUUAGACCAAUCGAAGAAACCCAAAGAGCAGUCUACACCGCAACCUACACCGCAACCUACCACUGAAGAACCGAAGCCAGCCUCGUUGGAACAAGGAGAAGACAAGGAAUCUUCUGGGGAUGAUGACGAGACUGACUCCGAAACUGGGACUGACUCCGACUCUGACUCCGACUCAGGGUCCGACGACGAAGAACAAGGACCGGAAUUGACCAAGGCCGAUCUACUCCGCCGCGCCAACGGCGCCAACGGGACUAGCUCCGCGCGCAACAGCAUGGCCAAAUCCCCUGCUCCCUCGCAGCAGCAACUACCGCAAUCCCAACCACUCCCGCAAAACCGCUACUUCUCACCCCGGGGCUCUUCGCAGCCCCCGGCCCAAUCACAGCCUCAACCACACAUCCAACCUUUUCAAUCUGUCAACAAGCUCUCGAGCGCGCGCGCCAGCCUUCAAGGCCUUAGGAACGUCAUCACCGCCCAAAAACAAAAUUACGAUGCGCAGUUACAGGAGGCGCGUAUGGCGACUGUUACCCGGAAGAAGGAUGUCUUCGACCCCCCGUCAGACACGACGACGAAAGUGAUGCGGAUAAUGGAGAUAUUCAUUCGACUGGGACGGUUGGGAAGUUGAGGAAAGCGUUGCAGAAGAAAUAGCUGGGAUUUGUUUGCUGAGGGUAAUGUAUCUAUGGCUUGAUUAGCGCAUGAAAUGUAUAAU
Messenger RNA from Aspergillus ruber CBS 135680, 4422 nucleotides. RefSeq lists its product as uncharacterized. The coding region runs from base 427 to 4338 and encodes 1303 amino acids. The record is from RefSeq and is a predicted model, not a curated record. NCBI's taxonomy places the organism in Eukaryota, Fungi, Ascomycota, Eurotiomycetes, Eurotiales, Aspergillaceae. The transcript has 4 exons.